CCCGAUUUCUGGAGGCGGAGCGAACGCGGCUGGUCCCAGCUGCGGUCGGUUUGGGAGCUGGGCCUGGCGGUUCCCGUUGCCGCCGUUGCGCCGUCGGCCGCCAAUUGUCACGCGCGGGAUGCUGCUUCUGGCUUUGGGCAGCCCGUGGGCGGCCGGACUUCGGCUCGGCGGGAAGAGGACAGUGCCGUGGGCGGCUGCCGCGCUCCGAGGCCCUAGUGCGGCCUCGUCGCGUGUGGCCUCCUGCAGCGGCUCCGCGGGGCUGGUUGGCGGUGGAAGCGAAGGGCUGCGGGGAGCCCGGCCGUUCCUCGGGAGUCGGGUGCGAACGCAGAUACCUCUUUGUUGGGAAAGGUGUGUUCAAUGCUUACAUACACAGCUUGAAAAAUCAGAAGAUGGAAGGCUGAUUUAUACUGGGAAUCUGGCCCGCACAGUGUUUGGUGUGAAAUGUUUCUCUUAUUCUACAAGUGUCAUCAGCCUUGCAUUUCUACCAUACAUUUUUGCACAAAAUAAUAUUAUAUUUGGAAGUCUGCCUUUGCAAAUAUUAUUUUAUGGCAUCAUAGGAAGCUUUACGGUGAUCACUCCAGCACUGCUUCACUUUGUUACAAAAGGCUAUGUCAUUCGGUUGUACCAUGAAGCUACAACAGACACUUACAAAGCCAUUACUUAUAAUGUUGUGCUUUCAGAAACGAGUACAGUGUUUCACCAAAAUGACGUGAAGAUUCCAGACAGCACACAUGUGUUUACCACGUUUUACGCUAAAACAAAAUCACUGUUAGUUAAUCCAGUGCUCUUUCCAAACCCUGAAGAUUAUAACCAUCUAAUGGGUUAUGACAAACCAUUCACUUUUGAAAAGGAAGAAGACAGUGAAAAGAAACAAGUCAAAGAUGAGAAAUGAGUCUGCUGUUUUCAUGUUUGUGCUUAAAUGUGAUUUACGUUCCAAUGUAUAAUAAUUAAAUUGCCUUUUGUUUUCUGUUAGUGACUGACUGUUAAAACCAAUUUGAAGUUGUAUCAAACAACUUUUAAUUAAUUUUCAGAGAAUUACGUUUCUGUAUAAUAAAAUAAGCUAUGUUUGAAAAACAAAA
Messenger RNA from Acinonyx jubatus (cheetah), 1079 nucleotides. It is a transcript of the gene TMEM70, whose product is annotated as transmembrane protein 70. Gene Ontology annotation, biological process: mitochondrial proton-transporting ATP synthase complex assembly. Gene Ontology annotation, cellular component: mitochondrial membrane. The record is from RefSeq and is a predicted model, not a curated record. The transcript has 3 exons. Lineage: Eukaryota; Metazoa; Chordata; Mammalia; Carnivora; Felidae. The coding region runs from base 119 to 892 and encodes 257 amino acids.